Messenger RNA from Arabidopsis thaliana (thale cress), 989 nucleotides. RefSeq names its product Ribosomal protein S5 domain 2-like superfamily protein. Gene Ontology annotation, biological process: translation. Lineage: Eukaryota; Viridiplantae; Streptophyta; Magnoliopsida; Brassicales; Brassicaceae. The record is from RefSeq and is marked reviewed. The coding region runs from base 251 to 691 and encodes 146 amino acids. The transcript has a single exon. Gene Ontology annotation, cellular component: ribosome. Gene Ontology annotation, molecular function: structural constituent of ribosome.
CAACGAAAGUGUUUUUCCAUCUAAUCGAAAUUGACGAAACCCGUUGGUUAACCAGAAAUCUAGCCGGUUAAUCUAAGCUAUGUAGUAAUAAAUCAUCAUGUAACAGGCCAUAGUUACCCUAAUUUUAUGGGCCUUCAAAUUCAGCCGAUCAUCAUGUUGACCAAUAAAAGCUUAACGGAUUAGAGUUUUUUGCUCUUCUCAUGUAAUCAAAUCCCUGCAGAAAAAGCACAAAAAUCAUAAAACCCUAGCAAUGGCGACCCAACCGGCGAAAGAGUCUGUUCAAUGUUUCGGAAGGAAGAAGACGGCAACAGCAGUCACCUACUGCAAACGGGGCUCGGGCAUGAUUAAGCUCAACGGUUCGCCGAUCGAGCUUUAUCAGCCAGAGAUCCUCCGAUUCAAGAUCUUCGAGCCAGUCCUUCUCCUCGGGAAACACCGUUUCGCCGGAGUUGACAUGAGGAUCCGUGCCACGGGCGGUGGUAACACAUCUCGGGUCUACGCAAUCCGUCAGAGUAUCGCUAAGGCCCUCGUUGCUUACUACCAGAAGUACGUUGAUGAGCAGUCGAAGAAGGAGAUCAAGGACAUCUUGAUGAGGUACGAUAGGACUCUUCUUGUUGCGGAUCCGAGAAGGUGCGAGUCGAAGAAGUUUGGUGGUCCUGGUGCUCGUGCUCGUUUCCAGAAGAGUUACCGUUAGAUUCUGGUUUGAUUUUUUGUUUCUGUAUCAACGUUUUGGGAUUAUGAUGUUGAAAUUGUGAGACUUGGUUUCUCUUUUGCGUUUUAUUUUCAAUGGUUAUUGGAUAAUGUUUCUACUAUCGAAAAGUUCUCACAAGCUGUGUUUAGUGUUUACGUAGAAUGCUAUUGAUUCUUCGUUCUUCUUCUCCCUCUCACUUUGCAAUUUCAGCCUCCUCUAAAUCGUUGCAAAGGAAACGUUGAACAUAAACUGAGGUUAAUGCGUUUACUCUCUAAUAUGCUGGUUGCUGAAUCAGUUAGUU